UUGAGAAUGUGACUCCUUUCUUCGCUAAGGAUUUCAGGUAGAGCAGCUAUGUGUGAGUGGCCUAUAGAGGGGGCGUCUGUCAUGUCGUGUAGGGAAUGGAUGCUUGAAGAAAGUCUUAAUGCACAAUUACAUUGGUGGGAUCGAUCCUUAGGCGGGUCACCAGCCUCUAUUGGAAUAGAUGGGAUCCUCAGACAUGAUGUGAGUGCGUGUUGGCCAUGGCUGCGAUAGGUAUCGGAGCCCCAACUAACAUGACUAUCAUCUGCCCGGAACAUCAUGUACCCCUAAUUGCGCAUACGUGAAUGCCUCCACAGUCGUCUCGCUCGCCAUCGUAGUGGUUG
Molecule: messenger RNA, 338 nt
Organism: Cantharellus anzutake
Lineage: Eukaryota; Fungi; Basidiomycota; Agaricomycetes; Cantharellales; Hydnaceae
Exons: 3
Source: RefSeq, a predicted model, not a curated record